CACAUUGCAGCGUUUAGUACUGAAUGGUUUUGAUGGCUUAUGAUUUGAAGAGGUUUAGUUUGGCGAAUUUUAGUUUCGAAAUGGAUUCUGUUCUGUUCGAUCUGCAAUGAUAAUCAGGACCUGCGCGAGCAGAAUGAAGACUUGGUGCUCUUCCUUUUUUGAUGUGCCUGCAGAAAAAUCUGAUAGUGUGCAAGAAGGCAACCAGUUGCCUGCUGCAAUGAAGAAAGCUCACCAAGUUACAGUGUCUGUCAGAGAUCCAGAAACAGUUACUAAAAAAAAUGCAAAGAAGACAGUUGUUAGGGAUGGAGUAAGCAAUAAAAAACAAUGGAAGUGUCCAACCCCAAGACCCUCAAUUCCCACACAAACAGAAAAGCCUGUGAUCGAAAUAGGUAACUUUGGCCUUGAGGAUAACUGCAUGCACCAUUUGCAAAUUGAUAGCUUUGAAAAUGAACAUCACGGUCUUGAGAAUCAAGUUUCAGAGAGCAAAUUGGCCACAUUAUCAGAACAAGAGCCAGAAGCCCCUGUGGAAAGACAAGUAACUCAUUCUGUCAAAAAUGAAGGCAUUCCGCAAGAAAAUGCUGAUAUGUUGCAAAGUCCAGAACCAGGCAGGCUAGAGAAAGAGGGUAAUGACUUCAAUAAGAGUGGUUUACUAAAAUUGCUGAUCGAAGUUGAAAUUGCCGCUAAUUCUGCAGAAGUUCAGCUAGUUUCCUUCAAGGACUCUUUUACUGGCAUUUCCAAUGAUGUAGUUCUUUCGUCUUCUGAUAUAACAAGAAUGUCAAGACAGAAAAAAAUUUUGCUUGAGAAGUUAGAGAAGUUUAAAACUUUAAAUAAAACGCUGCAGCAAUUACUAAAAGAUAUGCAGAGCCAAGAAAAAACCUAUCUGCAAGCUGAAAAGCACAUUGAUGUACUCCUUAAGAAACUGUCUGAAACCGAAAAUGAAAACAUGGUUUUAAAAAGAAAAAUGCAGGAAAAGCUAAUUGUUAUUGAGGAGUUGACAGAACUUAGGAAGAAGGAUAAGGAUGAUGUUGACAUAGCUAGUAAACUUUUUAAGUCAGUUGAAGAAACUCGAGCUCACUUACAAGGGCAGCUUCGCAUCAAGGAAUCUGAAAAUAACAGGAUAACCGUGCAAUUACGGGGCAUGGAAAGAAAAAUUACAGAACAAAAACUUGAGAUUGAAAGUCUAAGAAGUCAGAUUUCAAUUUUGAAAGAUAAGUCCCAUGACGAGAAAGAAGCCCUUAAAAAAGCCACAAAAGCACAGAAACAAAGAGCAGAGUAUCUUGAGUUGGCUGUGGACAAAUGUCGUAUUCAAAUUGAAGAAAAGGAUGUUUUGCUUAGUGAAGCACUGUCAGCGGCUAACAAAUGGAAAAGCAAUCACGCACAAACAGCAGCGGAAAAAUUCCAACUAGAAGCCAAAAUUGGAACUCUAGAAUACCAGUUUGCAGACUUGAAUCAACAACUGCAGAAAGCAAGUGAUGGUGCCAGAACUUCAGAUGAAGAAAUGUUACAGAAAAUGUCAGUUCUUAAAUCAGAAAAUACCAAACUUAAUGUUGAAAAUUCAAGACUUAAGGUAUCAUUAGCAACUUUAGAGGGAAAAGUGGCUCAGUCUGAAGCUGAAGUUGAACUACAAAAAGAAGAAGCUAAAAAAUAUAAAGAUCUUGUUGAACAAUAUAAAAUGCAGAUAAAAAAUAUGCAGGAAGAAGCAGAAGAGUUGAAAAUAAGAUGUGAAAAAAUAUUUAGAGGAAAUUCACUAUCAAAAGAAAAACAAAAUACAGAUUUAACAAAGGAGAAAAAUCCUCUGGAGGCGCGAGUGAUGGAGCUAGAAGUUUUUCCUGAUUUGCUGAAGGCAGCUGAACAAAGAUUGUGUGACUGCCAAGACAGCCUAAUGAGCUACGAGCGAAGAUUUACAGAAAAUUCAAAUACUAUUAGUCAGCUGCAGGUUAAGCUGGAAAAUCAAACGCAAUCCCUAAAUUCGUCACUUCGAAUGGUAGAGUCUCUGCAAGAAGAAAAAGAUUCAUUAGGAUAUCAGUUUGUCACAUUGCAUAGGCAGAUAGAGGAUGUCCAGUCGGAAAAUCGAGAUCUAGUACGGAAACUGUCAAGUCAGGAGGAAGCCCUCCGUUACAGUGAAAAACAGCUGGAAGAAAGAUCAGCUGAAUGUCUGGCUCUUACUCGGCAGCUUGAAGCAGCAUUAACAGAUGUUAGAAAGCAGGUUCCUGAACUAAAGGACAUGGCAUCGAGUCGAGAAACUGCACUUCAAAGCAAAAUACUUGAGUUAGAAUCUGAUAACAGCCGAAAGCAGAAAGAGUUAAAACAUCUCAAACAAGCUAAACAAACUGCAGAAAAUCUGUAUGAAAUGCGUUUGAAAGAAAUGCAGAAGAAUUUGGAAGAAUCUGAAAACCACAAGCAGAGCAUACAGAACUAUGUGGAUUUUUUGAAAAAGUCCUACUCCACCAUGUUUGGAGAAGGCUUCUCUCCCGGUUUUGCUCCAUCCUUUUAGGUAGCAAAGCCUCUUUUUGCAUUCAUUAUCAUUUUUUUAUGAUGAUUUGAUGUACCUUAUAUGCAUUAAUCAGGUCUUUUUAAGUCUUCACUAAAGGCAAUUUGUGAAAUAAUUUAAAAACGCUAAUCCAGAAGUGUAGUGCAUCCACUGAUGAGAUCUGCAGCAUUUCAGCACACACCGACUUUCCUAUAUUUUAUAUUUUUGUAUU
This is a messenger RNA of Polypterus senegalus (gray bichir), 2702 nucleotides long. RefSeq names its product protein BCAP-like. Gene Ontology annotation, cellular component: ciliary basal body; centrosome. The coding region runs from base 107 to 2494 and encodes 795 amino acids. The transcript has 20 exons. NCBI's taxonomy places the organism in Eukaryota, Metazoa, Chordata, Cladistia, Polypteriformes, Polypteridae. The record is from RefSeq and is a predicted model, not a curated record. Gene Ontology annotation, biological process: negative regulation of cilium assembly.